UUUUGACAUUUUACUGUGUGUGUUUGCAUAUAGCCAGUCACUGAACUGUGGUAGCUAGAUACAGUUGUGUGUUAGUAGCUGCUAGACAUUACUGAGGAGUAUUUCUACGCCGGUAGCGUUUCACCUCAGGACUGAUUGUUUAAUGUGACUCAGUGGGGUGAUGGAGGAGGAUGAAGAGGGGCGUGCAGCCUCAUUAUUCAGCUCGUGUUAGCUUAAUAUCUAAAGUAAAUGUAAACAAUUGAGAUAAUUAGCUAAAUAUUAGUUAGCAUUUCUUCAUUUCUGAGAUAAAAUAUACGUUUGUUGAAUAAAAUGUGUGGGGUUUUGUUAAAGUUAAAGCAUGUUUCUAGUGUCCACAUUGUGCUUUUCGCUAGUAAAUGGUGUGCAGUGGCUCGUACAUUGUAAUUUGUUCUAGUCUAGAUUAAAUUGUGCCUGUAACCUGUAACUGAUUGUUCCACUAGAAUUUAGCUGGUGUUUUCCUGUACUAUUAAAUGUGUGACACAAACCAAGGCAAAGGGAAUGGCUGUGUAAGAUUCCUGAAGACGGCAGCUUAUCAUUCAAAAAUGCUGAUAAUCAUUUGGUUUAUCUCCAGUGGAGACAUGAUGAAGACGACUUUUAGUGGCGUUGAUAAAUAAACUGUAUUAUAGUUAUCAGUCACAUCUGGCCAGAUAUCCAGUCUGCAUGACUAGGUCAGUGUCAGGGCUGAUACAGGUCCAGCUGAUGGGAUGACUGCAUCACCCCCAUACAAAACCCCCGUCAUCAUCUACCUGUGCACUGUCAGUUAAAAUGUAUUGCUGUUUCUAUUGCUACACAGCACAAAGUAGUCCACUGUUUCCUCCUGUUCCCUGGCACAUUUUAGAUGCUUAAGCACAGUUUACAGCUCUCCUGUGUUUACACUGGAGUUCACCAUACGUCUCCAGUAGAGGAGGCCAGGUGCAGGAUACACAUCACAGCAGGCAGGUGCAGGGUGCGUGCGACCAGUCACACUCCAUUGUGAACAUUUUAACCAGUCAUCUGCUCGCUGAGGUAGAUUUAUUUCUGCCAGCAGCCUGGGCACCCAGAGGCAAUGAUGAUGUACUGAUAUCCCAUCAGCUGAAGAUGCAUUUCCCAAAAUAUGCUGCUCAUCAUUUCUUUCCUCUCAUACUGUAUUUUCCCUGCUGUUCCUGAUGGCUUGGAGAGGCUUUCAAUGACACAAAUAAAUCAGCACAGCCAAACCUACAGAGUGGAGACCUUUUAAAUGGUUGCGGCUCCUGGCUGGACACUGCCUGAUCGUGCAUCACUGUGUAUGACACAGUGUAGUGUGUUGGGGUUUACCUCAGCAAGUAGGCUAGGAAACCAAUAGUGAUGCUGUGGCCUGGUGCUCCAGGGCUGAAAACAUUUUGUGAAAAAUGAUUCAUGCCCUGUGUUCAGCAGAUAAAUUGCUCAUACACAGUCUCCACUGAGAGCAAAAAACGUCACCCAUUUGUCGCUCAGUCAUUCACCUGCAUGUUUACAAAGGCGCAAUCAGUAAGUGAUAGUGAUCAUGGACAAGUCCAGGAAUUUGAUUGUGGAUAGCUAGACCUUCCUGGCUCAUGGAUUGUCUGUAAACCCAUGGGAGUUGAGUGAUAACGUUACAGGACUAGUAAAAAAGAAAAAUGUCUCUGCCCCUGCUCUGUAAUUUAGGUUUAGUCCCAAUAAUAAAGGUAAGCCAGCCAAUACGGAGGAAGCUGAGUGCAGUCGCACAUACUGUCUGUUUCCGACACAACAGCGAGUGUAAUCAGAUCUUCUAGCAAGAAUUUGAGAAGAGCACUUACUUCUUAUCUAUUCAUUGUUUUAUGGGCCAUAAGUGUUUCAAUCCAGCAAGACUCAGAGGUUUAUUGCAUAUUAAACACAUGCACAGCAUUGUAGGCUAGACAAUGACAUACAUGAUGCACACAUACAGAAAUACAGUCAUAUACCUCAGUGAAAUGUCACAAAGGUAUGAAAAAUAGAUACCGCCCAAGCCUAGUUCCAAGAAUAUUGUAUUAACAGUUAUAUUCAUCGUCUUAUAUCUCACUUGUCUUGCAUGGUAUAUGUUAAGUGUAUGUUUAGUCUCAUUGUCCUUGUAUCAGACUUCAUCUAUAUAUAUUUAAAACUGUGUUGAUUUAAAUGUCUCUGCUCUGUCCAUCAAUGUCAAAAAGAUGAUGUUGGUACAUUAAUUGGUGGUAAAACUCUGUCAGAGUUGAAAAGUAAUUACAUCAACCACAGUCGAGCUACAGAAAGUAGCUAGACUGUUCUAGCUGUUCAAUUAUUUGCCUUUACCCACUCAUCAUAGCCACAUUACUGAUGUUAGUCAAAUAUCUCAUUGUGUAAAUAUUUUGUGAAAGCUCCAAAAGUCAACCAAUAUCGAGGUAUUUGGCCAAAAAUGUUGUGAUAUUUGAUUUGCAGUUAUGAUGUUCAUAUGUGUCCUCAGGCUGAAAUAUAUUUGCACUGACUAGAAGGCAAUGACUCAACUAAAGCUACUUUGUUUGCCUUUAGAAGAUGCACAUUCAGCUCACUGAAGCUGCUGCGCACUUGGGUUUUAAAAUAACUGACUUUGCCAGAAGGCUGCAGGGCCUUUGUCAGUUCAAACAAGAUAGACACAUUCAAGACAUAAUUAUCCAAAACAAGGCACAGUGACUUUUGAAUUUUCUGUUACAUAUUAACUUUCUGCUCUUUAAAAUGUCCUUUCUGUAUAAAUCAGCCUUUUUAGUUUAUCUUGAGGCUUUUCUCUCUCUUUAUUCUCACUGUUUCCUACAUUUAAUGAUUUGUUUAAAGUUGAAUUAUUGUGCAGUUAGUGUACAGAUAAGUAUGAUUUAUUUUUUGCAUUCACACUCUAGUUUUACACUUUUGAAUAUACACACAAAAACUCAGGACAAAUGAUCAGAUUUCAUCUCAGCAGCCAGACCUUUUGUUCGUCUGCUGUACAGUAAUUAUUAUUCGCAUUUCAAAUUAAUUACUCCUUCAGGCGAGUGGAUGCUGAAACUUUUUUUUAGUAUUCACUGCUGAUUUUUUUUCGGGGCUCACUUUCUGUUACUUCUGUCUUUCUCUCCUUUUCCUUGUUCUUUAUUGGAUGGGACCAAUCUGCUAUCUGCCAAUCACAUUAGGAGCUUGAUGAGUUGGCUGAUGAUCGAAUGGCCCUGGUGUCAGGAAUUAGUCUGGAUCCCGAAGCAGCCAUUGGAGUCACCAAGAAACUUCCCCCCAAAUGGAUAGAGGGGGUUGAUGAGAUCCAGUAUGAAAUCACACGUAUUCGGCAGAAGAUGAAGGAUCUGGCCUUACUUCAUGACAAGCAUAUGAAUCGGCCCACACUUGAUGACAGUAGUGAGGAGGAGCAUGCCAUAGAAAUCACUACUCAAGAGAUCACACAGAUGUUUCAUCGAUGCCAGCGAGCUGUAACGGGUCUGCAGUCUCGUUGUGGCCACUGCACCGAGCAGGAGGAGAGGCUAUUGAGAAACGUGGUCUCAUCCCUGGCACAGAGCCUGCAGGAGCUGUCCACCAAUUUCAGGCACACACAGUCCGGCUACCUAAAACGGAUGAAGAAUCGUGAGGAGAGAUCAAAGCACUUUUUUGACUCUGGACCCCUAAUGGAAGAGGAUGAAGAUUUAGCUGUAUAUGACAAGGGGUUCACAGAUGACCAGCUGAUGUUGGUGGAACAGAACACAAUUAUGGUGGAAGAACGAGAGAGGGAGAUCCGACAGAUAGUGCAGUCCAUCUCAGACCUGAAUGAGAUAUUUCGGGACUUGGCUGGAAUGGUGGUGGAACAGGGCACCGUUCUUGACAGAAUUGACUUCAAUGUGGAGCAAUCUUGUGUGAAAACAGAAGAUGGUCUGAAACAGUUACAAAAGGCGGAACAGUAUCAGAAGAAAAACAGAAAGAUGCUGGUCAUUUUGAUCCUCUUUGUGAUAGUCAUGGUUCUAAUUAUUAUUCUUUUUGGAACAAAGUUUUAAUUAUGCAUUCCUCUGGGUUUUUGUUUUCUGUGUGGGUGUUUGUUGUGCAUCUGUGUGGACUUGGACAUGGUCUCGGUUCUACUCAAAACAAAGCUGACUGCCUUUCAUACCCGCCAGGAAACUUUAAGGAGAAUUCCUCGUCCCUUUGCAGGUGCACUUUGGGCUGUCUGGAGAUAUUUUGUGGUUGAUUUUAAUGAAAGAAACAAUCAACAAUCUGUUUGAGUCGUGGCUAUUCUAUCAAGUCACUCGUACCCUUUGCCAAGACUGUGUGACGGAGGUUUGUCGAAUCUGACUACGUUGACAUACGAUAUGUGUCUUAACAAAUGAGAACACUUUGUGGUGUAUAAAAAUGGACUACUAAUAUUUAAAUGCUGAAGCAGAGUGUUCUCUUCUUCAACUCAAAGCACGAAUUGUGAUGUUUGUUGUGACAAUGCAUCAUUUCUGUCCAGUUUCAUAGCAAACAUGUAGUUUCUGUGUGGAAGAUGUGACAACAACGAAUGUUUGUAAAAGAGAAACAAGCAUUAGAUCUCAUUUCACUGCAAAUUUAUUUUCAUUCCAACAUUAUAUUUACGUCCCAGCUCAGUAUUUUACCUUGAAUGAUGAAAAAAGAAAAUUGUAUAAGGACAGUACCAGAUAUGAUUAGACUAGUCAUUCAUUACCAAAAAUAUUCCUUUGGUUUAAGGACCACCUGUUUUGUUUUGUAUUUUUAAUCCCUUCACCCCCAAAUUUAACAAUACUGAGACCUGUUGGCCUGAGGAAGACGUAGUCAGACGUGAGCUUCCUCCAACUCAUCCUGUAAUUUUGAAAUCAUCCCUGCGUCACACCUGCUGCACUUUUCAUGAAGUGCUCAUUUUAAAACAAUUAACUGUUUAUGUUUUCAAUGGUCCUUGCUUAAAGUGCUACCUUUUUUAAACUCUUGCAGUUUGCACAUACUGAGGCCUGAGGGGAAGGCCAACUUUUAUUCCUAGGGUGGUAUAGGCAUGACCCACCCUACUCUCCCUCUGACUGGCUAGUACUCAUUGCCCUCAUGGGCUGGAUUGCUUGGGUUUAGGAAUGUGGAGUGAGAUGGACUGGGAUAACAACGUCAGUGUUAGCAAAUCAAAGAGAGAGUAAGACAGAGUAGAGCAGGUUGUGCCUUUACCACCCUAGGAAAAGAAGAACUUGCGAGGGGGAGGGUGGUUGUGUUAUGGAUGUAAUACUACUGUCAUCUGUAUGAUGAAAAAAAUAUUUAUUUUGUAAUAAUUUCAAAUUAUCAAGAGUUUCAGAGGUGUUCUGUCUCAGGCAGAAUCACUGUAUACCGAGUAAAGUGUAUCUGUAGUCUAAACCCAACAGUUAUUGUCCACUCCACUGAGAAGACUGUGAUGUAGUCCAACACAAGCAGACAUAUGAAGACAGCAUUAUGAUUUAUUUUUUUCUUGUCAGAUUGGAUACAUUAAAUUUUAGUUGGCUGUGUUGGAACUUCUUUACGUGUUCUUGUGUUCUAUAAAGACUGACAAGCGGAAAUGAUGAAGAGCUUUAUUUAACAUAUCUGUACUCGGCUCUACACUUUAUACACCUGUCGAAUCAUCUUUGUCAUUGAUGUGAAGUUAUGUGUGAAAAAUGGUUGUCUUAGUGGUACUCUACUUAAGUUUUGUUUCCCAGACAAAACAGUGAGGAGACAGCAACUUUUUUUAAUAAACCUGGAACAUGA
Molecule: messenger RNA, 5631 nt
Organism: Epinephelus fuscoguttatus (brown-marbled grouper)
Lineage: Eukaryota; Metazoa; Chordata; Actinopteri; Perciformes; Serranidae
Gene: stx16
Product: syntaxin 16
Exons: 8
Coding region: 3129-3941 (270 amino acids)
Biological process (GO): vesicle fusion; intracellular protein transport; vesicle-mediated transport
Cellular component (GO): endomembrane system; membrane; SNARE complex
Molecular function (GO): SNARE binding; SNAP receptor activity
Source: RefSeq, a predicted model, not a curated record